CCUGUUUUUUUACACAAGAAUCACAGGAUGACACUUGUGCGCUACGCAGCUUCCCUUCCGUUGGUGAAACGAAGGCUAUAACUUUCCUCUAAAAGUAAAAGAAAUUGCUGUUGUUAGGAACUGUGCAUGGAUCUCCAUGGUUUCCAGUUACCACCGGUUAAUGCAAGACAGACUUCAAUUGUCUGGACGACGCCUGUUGUCCAAAGAUCACAAGAAGCUGCCAUUUUAUGGUUGAAACGCUUUGGAGAAUGCAAGGAUAGGAAAAUCACCGGCUUAUCACAGGAUAAGAAGACAAAGAGAAAAAAAAAGGAAUUUGAUCCAGUAGAAUGUUGCAUUUUGAACCUUGGUAUACUGCGUCAAUCAGCAAAAGGAGGAGGGAAGAAGCCAGGCAGGGAAGGGCGAGCUACACAGAAAGACAAUAGAAACACAACACAGUUUUUCAACGACGAAUGAAAAUGAAAUUCCUUUUUGUUCCAUCAAUCAUCUCCCUGGUCACAUUUUUAUUCUCUUAUGAGUGCGAGCGUGUCUGUGUGCUGAUCAAGUGUUCUUUGUCGGCUGUUGAGUUUAGGGUUCUGGCACAAACCAGUCUUUCAUAUCAUUCUGAAAUAGAUUUCAGCCGUACGUCAGGUCACAACUUCUAGAAAAUUUGGAAAGUGCUUCAUUUUCCGUUUUUCUUUCUCAGCAAUUUGUUUUGUUACUGAAGCCGGGAGCGGCUGUAGCACGUGGGGAAGAACAUGAGACCAAAAAAAAUUCCAAAAUAAUCCGGAAGUCUCUUAAAAAAACAGCGCUUAAUUUUACAAUUUGUGAUCAAACUUACUGCGGUAGAUAAUCACGCCGCUUAAAACUUUCAAACCGCAGAGAUUAGUGGAUAUAUUAGAUAAUACACGAUAAAUAUAUUAGAUAUUGUACGAUAACUUGGAUAUGAUAAAUUUCUGAGAAAGACUUCUUUAGUAUAACAACUUGAUCAAGACAAUCUCUAAAGAAGAACUUAGCAAAGAAAAUAUUUAGGUCUCCAAAUGAAUCAAUGACAUAUGCACCAAGCCACCACCUUGCUAUGAGCGGUCAAACAUGUUCUAACCGGCUUGCAGUUGAGUGUUCUUGUUACAUGAUAUAUAUCUCAAAAGAAGCAAUUGGGAAUGUGUUUCACUUUCCGAAUUCUUCUCAGCGAUUUAUUUGUCACUGAAAAUCUUUUCUAUCAAUAAAUAAUUGAGUAGAUGAACGAGGAAUUAAUCGUCAGUAAAGACAAGGGUCCAUUUGUUCAAAGGCCGAUAAGCGCUAACCCAGGGUUAAAUUUAAUCCAGGUUUCUUUAUUUCUCUAUUCAAAAGCCUUUUUCAGAUAAUCUUUUCUGUUCUUUUUAGAGCAUCCAGUAAUCAAACAGUAGAUAAAAAUAAUUGAACUUAAUUUUCUUUGAAAGCCUUCUGAGAUCAAAUUUCACAGUAACCCUGGGUUAUGUUAACCCAGCUUUGAACAACCCGGCCCGGUAAAUUUUAAAUUAGACUGAUAAAAAAUUAAAAUAUAGAGCCCUCGAACGUGCUCAGGCAAGAAACGGCUAUAGCACGUAAAGGUGGAAAUCCCAAAAUAAUAGACAUAAGUUAGACGGGAAUAUUUGAAAAGCUUAGCAAAGAAAAUAUUUAAGUUUCCAAAUGAAUCAAUGAUUUAUGCGCCAAGUCACCCUAUUGUCAUGAGCAAGUCUCAAGUGUUCUCACCAGCUCGUAUUGUAGCAGAUAAGUGUUAAAGCUUUCAAAAUGGAGAGAUUAGUGGAUAUAUUAGAGAUUGCACCGUAACCUGGAUAUGAUAUAACCGUGUUCUUGGUAUUGUAAAG
Messenger RNA from Pocillopora damicornis (cauliflower coral), 1823 nucleotides. RefSeq lists its product as uncharacterized. NCBI's taxonomy places the organism in Eukaryota, Metazoa, Cnidaria, Anthozoa, Scleractinia, Pocilloporidae. The record is from RefSeq and is a predicted model, not a curated record.